Molecule: messenger RNA, 385 nt
Organism: Ambispora leptoticha
Lineage: Eukaryota; Fungi; Glomeromycota; Glomeromycetes; Archaeosporales; Ambisporaceae
Source: the annotation of a GenBank genome assembly
AUGGAAGAAACGUUAAAGAUGGGAGCCCGUGUUUUAGAUGGAGGGUGUGGGCCAGGUACUUGGCUGCUUGAUAUGGCUACGCAUUAUCCCAAUUCUCAAUUCUUUGGUGUUGACAUCAUACCAGUCUAUCCGAGUCAAAUAAAACCGGCGAAUGUAAACUUUUAUCAAUGUGACUUGAUACAUCUGGAACAGUUAGGUUUUGAGCAAAACUCAUUUGAUAUGGUUCGAUUAGCACACAUGCAGUUUGUGACUAGUGAAAGUGAUUUUGUCAAAAUAAUUGAAGAAAUGCUAAAACUGUUAAAACCAGGUGGAUAUAUUGAAUUUGUGGAAGGAGGACUCGGUGUUUCUAAUUCUGGGCCAAAUAUAACACGAAUAUUGCAAACAA